Salmo salar (Atlantic salmon) is the source of this 7222-nucleotide messenger RNA. It is a transcript of the gene rin3, whose product is annotated as Ras and Rab interactor 3. Gene Ontology annotation, cellular component: endocytic vesicle; cytosol. The record is from RefSeq and is a predicted model, not a curated record. NCBI's taxonomy places the organism in Eukaryota, Metazoa, Chordata, Actinopteri, Salmoniformes, Salmonidae. Gene Ontology annotation, molecular function: guanyl-nucleotide exchange factor activity; small GTPase binding. Gene Ontology annotation, biological process: vesicle-mediated transport; signal transduction.
CCAAGUGUGUGUGUGAGAAAGAGAAGCGGGACAAGAAGAGGAGAAAGAGAGGGGGGGUCUAGAACUAGAACCGUUUUUUUAGGAGAUCUGUGAUCUUGGCAGACCUGAAGGCGAGCUGUGUGAAAGGGGUAGUGGAGUGGAGGAGAGGAGAGGAGGGCGGCAGGCUGACCACACUGGUCUACCUCUUCCUGAAAGCAACGCCACUCAGAGACAGGAAGUAAAGACACACAGAAAGAGGGGAGGGGAAAAGAAAGAGUCAGAGAGAGAGAAUACUUUUCCUGUCACCUAACUUUUUGAAAACUGUGGAACUAGAGUGUGAAAAAUAAAGAUAGAGAGGAACACAGUGUGAGAUAGAAAAAGGAGAUUGAGAACAGAUCCAAGGACAUGGAGGAGUUCUCAGGCUACCAACAUGGAUUGUUCCAGUGGAGUUGUGUGUGACUGACGGAGGGGGUUGCUUUGAAGACGGACUUUAGGAAAGAGUUUGGAGUCUGAACGACAGAAUGAUGAAAACAGCUGUUCUCUCUCAGGAGACCGGAGCAUCUACUGGGGUGAAUGCUGAGCCUCGCUCCCCACCUAGACCCCUCCUCACCCCUACCUUAUCUUCAGGAUCAACAGCACUAUUCCCUCCUCCCAGACCUGCUCUCUCCCCAGGACCACCCCUGAUGGCUCCUCCGACUCUCCACUCCAAACCCUCCCCUCACCCUGACCCAACUCCCUCACCUCCACCUGUCUACCUGGACUCCUUCUCCCUCCUCCCUUCACCCCUCAUACCCUUCUCACCCUCCUCACCCACACCGCCCCUUCAUUCAGCUUCUGAACCACUCCCUUCUCAAAUUGACUUGGCCAUUGAUGCCACUGACACAACUGAUGUCCCCGAUGCAGCUGUCCCUAAGGAAUGUAUUCCCCCUUUAUCCAGACCCCUAGUCCUCGAUGUCCCGGACAUCUCUACUUCCACCCUUGUCACAUCACUACCCCCUCAAGUCUUAGAGACCUCAACUCCUCCACUCCCCACACCCCAGGUACCUGAUGUUCCAGAGACAUCUACUCCUCCCCUCCCCACACCAGUACCCCCUCAAGUCUCAGAGCCCUCUACACUCCCCCUUCCUGACAUCCUGGAUGUCUCUGCUCCUCCCCUCCCCUUACAUAUGUCCUCUUCAGUCCCAGAGCUUUCCUCUUCAGAACUAACCCUACCAGCACCUUCAUCUCAGCCAGUCCCAAAGCCCUCAUCUAUGCUCAUCUCUUCUCCCACUGUAACUCCCAUCUCAAAACCCUCCUCGCUUCCUAUCUCUUCUCCCCACGUACCCCCUAUAGCAAAACCCCCUCUGUCCACUCCCCCCAUUCCUCCUCUCUCAAAACCCUCCGUACCGCCGUCUCCCCGUGUUCCUCCUUUCUCAAAGAUCUCCUCACCCCCUCUUCCUAGACCCUCAGCACCUCGAAAACUCUCUGGUCCACCCCAGCCGAGACCCCCCGUACCUCACCCUCACUCGAUAGCCAAACCCUCCUCUCCAGCUCUCCCCAGACCCCCACUUCCAUCCAUGAAGUCCUCCUCUCCCCCUCUACCCUCCCCACUAGUCCCUCUAGCUCCCAAGCCCGCCCCAGCUUCGGCCUCAUCGCCAGCCCCAUCUCCAACCCAAGCCACAGCCCCACGUGCCAGCAUCAGUAUCCUGGAGAAACUGAUCAAAACUUGCCCGGUGUGGUUGCAGCUGGGUAUGGCCCAGGAGAGGACCACACUCAUACUGAAGAAAGAAAUCCCUGGGAUAUUUUUAGUGCGUAAAAGCCCCGACCAGAAAUCCAUGGUGCUGUCAGUAGGUGUAUCUGACAAGCAGGAGGAGCUUCAGGUCCAGGACGUUCUGAUUAAGGAGGAGAAGUCACUGAUAUACCUGGAAGGGUCUGUUUUGGUCUUUGACAACAUCUUCAAACUCAUCGCCUUCUACUGUGUCAGCCGGGAUAUUCUACCCUUCACCCUGAGGUUGCCUCAGGUCAUCGUCCAGGCAACCAAGUAUGAAGAUAUAGAGAUGAUAUCGACAUUAGGCUCAGAUUUCUGGGGUUCUCAGCUUCACAGCUCCUCAGAAAUGGUCAAACGUGAAGACCCGGGUCAGGGCCACAGCAGUUCGUCCUGUGAGAUCCAGCUGUCCACCGGGAAUAGUAAUGACCGUCUGUGGUACAUCAACCCCAUCUUCAUCAAGGAGUACUGCAGCAGCCUGGAGGCCUCCACCCUCGUCCCAGCUCCCAUCCACAGGAACCAGAGUCUGAACACCCCAGGCCCGGGGCAGGUGCAGGUACCCCCCAAGUUCAAACGCCCCCCACCCAGGCCCCCAAAUGUCCCAGAGGGCUUGAUUCUGUCACAGGGGGCUAAGCAGGGUGCCAGAGGGGAAAGUGUCUCCCCCAGGUCUCCACCCCCACCGCGAACAGUAAUAGCCAAGGCAGCAGGUCAGAAAGCAGAAGGAGACAGCAGCAAAGACACUGAGGAGGGAGAGGGAGCUGCUUCUCAACUCGUCUCGGAGAAAGAGGUGUCAGUUACUGUUACUGACUCAGUAGCAGCUACUCAGCCUCUACAGCCACUGUCAUCGCGCGGAGCAACAGCAGGACAGAAACACCCAGCACCCCGACCACCCCCACACAGGAUACCACUCGUACCCCUUCGGCGGAAACCCUCAGAGAACCGUCCCUCAAUCCCGGGACAGGAGGCCGGUGUUGGUCCAGUGCCUGUUGCUUCACUGGUCUGCAUCGAUGACACCACUAACAUGGCAGAGGAGAAGUUAGGAGUGGAAUCCCAUGCAUGUGAGACAGAGACACUGCAGAACAAAGGGACAUCAGGGGCUUCAAACAUCAGUGAGGUUGUUACCGUGGCUACAGCCCCGCUGACGAAGAGGGCCACACAUCCAGUCCCGCCUCCCAGGAAGAAGAAACCCUCUCAGUUCACGCCCACCAGACCUCUCUCCAGAAACAUGAUAAGCGGAGGACUUCUGUCAAUCAAUUCAUCAUCGGAUACCCACCAGAACUCUAGCACCCCCUCGCCUGCUUCGAGGCCGACCUCCUUCCCCGUAAGGGAGGCCAGGGGGACAGAUGUGUCCCUGUACUCCCCUGAUGGUGAAGCUGUCUUCCCUGCCCUGGAACAUGACUCCUACUCUACCAGCAGUACAGAGGAGGAGGCUGACACUGUGGCCAGCGGGGCUGUAGGGACCGGUGGGACCAACAACACCAAGGUGUCGAUGAAGAGGACCCCUACCAUCAUGCUGGACCGAGCCAAGCACCGCUUCUCCAGCGUGUUCACUAACUUCAUGAACACCGACCACAAGCUCCAGAAGAGAAUCCUAGAGCUGUCCAGGGAUGGGAGCUCCUACUUCGGCACCCUGGUGAAGGACUACAGAUUGUAUAUCCUGGAGACCAUGGGGAAGCACAGCUCCAGCACUGAGCUGCUGCAGGAGAUCAGGCAGAUGAUGACCCAGCUGAAGAGUUACCUCAUCCAGAGCACUGAGCUGCAGAACCUACUGGAGCCCAACAUCUACACAGAGGACAAACUAGAGGUGAUUAUUGAGGCUGCCAUGUGUAAGGCUAUGCUGAAGCCUCUGAGGGAGGCUGUGUAUUCAGGCCUGAAAGACAUCCACGCCAGGGACGGCUGUCUGAAGAGACUGAGGGUGAACCAGAGUGUCGUCCUGGGUACCACCACCACAGAACUGGGGAUCACCACCAGCGUCCCAGAGACCCCUGUCAUGGAGAAGAUCCAGCUGAAGUUGACGACCCUCCACCAGGAAUACUCCCCUCAGAAGAAGAUUGAUCUGCUCCUUAAGACCUGCAAGAUCAUCUAUGAAUCCAUGUCUAUAGGCUGUCCAGCAGGGAGAGCCCAUGGUGCAGAUGACUUCCUCCCGGUGCUGAUGUACGUCCUGGCCAGGAGCAACAUGGCCUUCCUGCUACUGGAUGUAGAGUAUAUGAUGGAGCUGAUGGACCCUGCACUGCAGCUAGGAGAGGGCUCCUACUACCUGACGACUACGUAUGGAGUGUUGGAGCACAUAAAGAACUAUGAGAAGCAGGUGGUGACACAGAAGCUCAGUCUGGAGAUCCAGAACUCUAUCCACCGCUGGGAGAAGAGACGGACCCUGAACAAAGCCAGCGUGUCACGUUCAUCUGUUCAGGGCUUCAUCAACGUGUCGUUCCUGGAGGCGGGGUGCAACACUAAGACCAUGAGGGUCUGCCCCAACACCACAGCCCAGGACCUGUGUGCCCAGUGUGCUGACAAGUUUGAGGUGGCAGAGCCAGAGUCCUACAGCCUGAGUGUGCUGGUGGAGGGCCACCACCAACUCCUGGCCCCUGAGGAGUUCCCCCUCACCAUCAAGUCCAGUCUCCACCACAGUCAGCCCCUCAAGGAGUACUACAUUGUUUACCGGCCUGGAAGGACAGAGUCAGAAGGACAGGAGUCAGAAGGACAGGAGUCAGAAGGACAGGAGUCAGAAGGACAGGAGUCAGAAUCCCAGGAGUCAGAAUCCCAGGAGUCAGAAUCCCAGGAGGCAGAAUCCCAGGAGGCAGAAUCCCAGGAGGCAGAAUCCCAGGAGGCAGAAGGACAGGAGGCAGAAGGACAGGAGGUGGAGAGCGAGCAGCCAGCUCCCGCAGCCGAGCCAGAGCCUGAGGAGGAGGAGAGUCUGAUCGAGAUAUGAUGAGAUCAGUGUGCGGGAGCGUGUGUGUGUGCGUGCGUACAUGCAUGUGUGGGACAAAGGAUCAAGGAGCUGCUCAAGUGAAUACAAUGGCUUCCGCCUCAAUCAUUAUAGCCAUUUUAAAUUAGAUAUUGGUUUUUGCCUUAUACACAACCAUAUAGACAAUGUUUAGGUCUGCCCUUGACAAUGUGGAUACAUUCUGAAAGACGAGAACCACCAUUAUCACCUCACCUUGAUCUUCAGGUCUGAAUAUCAAAUCACACAACAGGAGACUCAAGUUUACUUUAGCUUCCAUACAGAUGUGCUCUAUGUUUAUUUGAUCCGUUUCUCACAGCAGGACAAUAAUCCUGCAGCAACAGGAAAUGUGAAUUAUUAUGUGUAUUAUAAUCAAUGGAUAUUUUUGUAGGGGUUGACACAUUUUUCGUUAGGGAAAAUCAAGUCUAAAAUGUUUAGUGGAAAUUACAAACUUUAGAAGCCUUUGAAAAAUCGAAUACACUACAACUUUGCAUUUCCUGCUGUGCAGGAACAACAGAGUGAUCAAAUUAAGACAGUACAUCUGUAUGGCUUCUAUUGUAAGUCAUAUUGCUCAGUGAAGAAGAUCCACCACCGUCAACUCAUGUAGAACUGGUUCAUACUUCAGACUUUGAAUAUCAUACAGGGGAUCCACUCAAGUUCACUUCAGCUUUUAUAUUACUUCUAUGAUAACUAGCGCUGUGAGUCCUUCUUCCUCUUUCUGCAAGGUUGACCAAAGCUACAGAGAUAAAGAGGAUAUCGUCCUCCUCUAGUUUGAAAGGGCACAAUAGGCUGUAGAAUUAAACUGUAAUGGAUCUGGAUAAGGAGUCUCUGCUUGCAUCCCAAAUGGCACAUUAUUCCCUAUGUAGUGCACUACUUUCGACCAUGGCCCAUAGUCUGGUCAAAAGUAAUGCACUAUGUAGGGAAUAGGGUGUUAUUUGGGACACAGUCCAUGUAUCCUGUCCGGAUGGUGUUCGUUUUCAUAUUUAACAGAUUAUUUGCUUCUGCCACAGUUCAGAUUGACAAUCAGCUGUUCAUUGGUUUUGCUAAUUGAAUUUAGCAUGACAAUAUCCUUGCCAAUAAUUAUGUCACUGGGUUUAUAUGCUCAAGAAAGACUCUGCGACUCUCUGUACUGUACAUCCAUAUUUGCUGUGCUGGUUUGUAUACUCUUGUAGCUGUGCUGUGGCCACAUUACAUUGGUGUCCUGGAAGAACCAUUGAAGUCUCAUUCUGGAGGGGAUCUGCUACAAUGCCAUUCAUUUUAAGUUAAAAUCCAAGUCUACCAGGCACUGAUUGUGUACAGCAAUAUUAUACUGUAAUUACAUUAUAUAGCAUUAUGGCUUUGAUCGGUUUUUUUUCACAUUGAUGAGUUGGCUGUUUUGUUUUUAUAAGGUGAAAGUUGAAAUGGUUUAUGUGGAUGUAUCAAGAGAUGAAACCCAGUAAAACAUAGUUUUUUUUAUCAUUUCAUGAAUUCCAAUAUUUCCCAUUUUAAAUAUUUGGGAGUAAAUAUAUUUCCUUUCUUUGUUAAAACCAUUGCCAGAACUUUAACAGAACUCUAAAAUCAAUUCAAUCUGCCUCAGUAGAUGGAAUAAUAUCCCAGUUGCUUUAACAGGCAGAAUAUCUAUUGUCAAAAUGAAUAUAUUGCUAUGGCUGAAUUUCUAUAGUUCUAUGCUUUCCAUGUCUCCCCGUUCUGGAUAUUGGGAUACAGUUCAUAGUGAGGUUACGAAAUGUAUAGUAUAUGGCAAGGUAUGGCAAAAUUAGCAAACUUGCAAAGAGGGAAAGACGUAGGAGGACCCAAGUUUAAAUUGUAUUUCCAGGCACUAGCAUUUCGCCCCAUCCUGUUUGUUUAGAAAUGAUUCUUCUGCCCCCUGGCUGAGUACAGAAAUACAUAUUGCCCUGGAAGACGAAUUCUUCACUGAUAUAUCCCUUAAACCAGGGAUCAUCAACUAGAUUAAGCUGCGGACAGAUCUUUUUCUUUUUCUUGAGCGAUGGUCAGGGCAGAACAUAAUUAAAAAUCAUUUGUACACUGCAAAUUGACCGCAAGAAGCCCAAACAUAUCUAAUAUUUGACUAAAACAUAAUCAUUUCAAACCUUACUUACAUUUGCAUUAGUGCUGCGCUAUUAACCAAAAUGUCUGUUAUUUUUCGGCUUUUGAACAACUAAUUGACUGACAUCGGUUCAAUUAUUUGAAUUUGUUAGUUUUUUUCUUCUGUGAGCUCAAUGCACAGUUUCUCUAGAGAUAAAUCAGAUCCAGCCUGAACUCUGCGGUGUAGUAGGGAGUUGAAGUUUCCAACAGGCCAGUAUUGUCACAUCUUCUCCUGCUCUUCCCGUCUGGCAUACGACGUCGCCGACCAACGGUCCUGGGAUUCAUCAUUACGCGCACCUGUUAAUCAUUAUGAUUCACACCUGGACUUCAUUACCUUCAUAAUUUCCUCCCCUUUAUAUGUCACUCUCUUAUGUUCACUCACCAGUUGGUAUUAUUCUUGUGUACCGGUGUGUAGCCACAUGGAAUUGUCUCAUUCAUGGUUUUGUUGUUUUAUUAAACGUUUCACCUGCACCUGC